This is a messenger RNA of Exophiala spinifera, 3165 nucleotides long. RefSeq lists its product as uncharacterized. The transcript is spliced from 2 exons. NCBI's taxonomy places the organism in Eukaryota, Fungi, Ascomycota, Eurotiomycetes, Chaetothyriales, Herpotrichiellaceae. The record is from RefSeq and is a predicted model, not a curated record. Bases 1 to 3165 code for a protein of 1054 amino acids.
AUGUCGGCCCAAGUUGCUCCUACCAUUCCGCCGCGGCCGACCAGAGCCCAGCAGGCCGCUGGUGCUCGAGGCGCCAACAAGCUCCCGGACAUUCCUCCCCGGCCGGUCAACAAACGCCUCGAUCGAUCGGUCUCACCCGCGAACUUCCCUCGCUCUCCGCUCAACGAACCAUGGACCGGUAGUUUGAGCCGGCAGAAGACCAACGAGUCUGUCGAAGCCCUCCCCCGUCGUCCCAGCAUCCAAAACCUGCCAUCGAUUGGCCAAGAAGGGAUGGAGUAUGCUGAGGUCAUGAACAUGCAGACGAAUCUGCAGCCGCCGUCAUCGUCAAUGGCCGCCGACGCCGCGGCCCAAACCAGAAAUAUUGCUCAAGACCUCAAGCUGCAUGCUCCAAAGCCGUCUCUGCCCAAAUCAAGCGCAGCUGCGCAAGUGCAGGCUGUCACGCGGACCGAUUCUUCUCAAGCCGCCCAACAUGGCUUCGGCAAGCCACCGACCCCUGCUCAAGACGACGGCGAGAGUCUUUCUCGCAUCGGCACGAGGACAAGCUUUUCGCGUCCAGGAUCGACCGUGGGCGGUGAGCGGCGCCCGUCGUUCCAGGAAGAGACCGGUCCCGCCGAACUCGGUCUCCGAGUGCCCAUCAAUCCAUUGCUGGGUGAUGUACAGGCCCCUUCUCCCGCCCCCGGAAUGAGCCCAUCCCAUACGGGAUCGAAUGGUGAUAGGAGGCGUUCGGUCCACGGAAGGACCAGAAGUGCCUUGGAUCUACUCCCACCCGGAAGCUAUGGUCUGCAUGGACACGGUUUGCCUCCGCAGGACAAAUUUGAAAAGGACUGGUAUGCCAAACAUCCCGAGGCAGCUCAACAUGAGGAGACUUCGGGCCACGGCGUAUAUGAGAGCAUUGGAAGUGGCCGGGGCGCCUUUGCCUUGAGCAGAGAUGACUUGAACAAGAUCGUUCGCGAAACUGCUAGCCGUGGAGCUGGAUUUGGCACCUCCGGUGAAACUUAUGGAGUUCCAGAUGAACAGAUUGGCUACGCCGCGUCGGAAGUGUACAUCUCACGUUCCCAAGCCAACACCCCAAACAGUCUUGCAAAGACCGUGACCAAUUCCUCACAACCCGUUGCCGAAUCUCCUCUGAGAAAGGCCAGUUUCCCGGCCGACGAAUCCAUCCCCGCUGAAGUUCGACGUGGACGGCUCUCAGUGUCCCGUGGCUCCGACAGCCAUGAAGCAGUAGACAGCGAAGCUGAGCAAGAGGUACAUAUCCAACCUAGCCGAAGAUACAACAAGAUCACCGGCGGUGAGGAAACAUUGAACGAGACUGUUGCGAGCAAACCUUAUGUUUCUACCGAUGAUGAGGGAGACUACGCCAUUGAGCACGGAUAUACAGUUCCCAUCCUAGCAGCAGACGAGGUUGCAAAGGAAGUUGGUGUUGAACAUCUCCAACCAGCUAUUUCUCCUCGAGCGGAGCGCCGCGAGAGUCUCUACGAGGAGGCUUAUCGAAGUGGUGACGCUACUCCGUCUUCUCGUCCUUCUAGCAGACCGACCAGUGUGCAUGGAGCGUUUGGUACCGCCCAUACGCUUUCCAGAUUUGUUUCACAUCACGACGAACGAGACCAUAUGCACACACCUCUCGAAGACGUUGAGGAGUACGAGCCACUCUUCCCCGACGAGGAUGACAAAAAGCCCCUGAGUCACGCAGAACGUUUCAAGCAGAGACCAAACACCCUCAAACAGCGCUUUCCCAGCCAAGACAUUUGGGAGGACACCCCGAGCAGCUUAUAUUAUUCUGCCGAGGUGUCUACUCCCGACCUUCCGGCCCAGGUCGAGAAUCCAGUGUCAGACGAGUUUGAAAGCCCGGAGCAAGAAGCUGCCCGGAAAGAAGAGCCGUCAGAGGAGGAGCGGCAAAAGCUGCUUCCAAAGGAGGAGCGUCUUGCCAAAUCUCGUUUUGCUCCCCAUCUGCGGGACGACAUGCCUACCAGACCCGGGCUGACUCCAAGAUUUCCAAGUUCAGACAUCUGGGAGGAUACCCCUGAGAGUCAUCAGCUCGUCACGACUGUCGGAUCUCCUCAAGUUGACAAUGAGGCCGAAAGCCCGACCGAAGCUCCUGCCAAGCCAUUCGUGCCUCCACGCCCAGUAGGCAAGAGCCGACUAGGCGAAGGCGCAUCAGAGGCACAAGUCGGACCGAGUGUUCCUCCUCGUCCCCAGAAACAGUCGACUACAUCGCCAACAGAACUGAAGAAGGUGCCGAGUAUACCCGACCGACCUAAGCCGCAAAUACCAGCUCGUCCAGCCAAGAAACCAGACGCAGCUGUUCCGUCUGACCAAGAGAAGGCUUCUCCUCCUGUGGUCAAAGCGAAGCCUCAGGUGCCGGCAAGGCCUGGCGGGGUCGGCAGUAAAAUUGCCGGCCUUCGAGGAAACUUCAUGAACGAUCUAAAUCAGAAGUUGGGCCUUGGGCCACCUAAAGAGAAGGAGAAGGUACCGCAACCAGAAGAAGACGCCAAGCCUUUGGAAGAUGCACGAAAAGGAAGGGCUCGUGGUCCCCAGAGAAGAGCACCUGCCAAGUCUGCAGCCGCUCCUACUUCCAAAACGUUUUCAUUCGCUUUGUCAACGCCUCGCUCGUUAUGGUCCAUUGAUGAGGGUGAUGAUUUGACAGUUUCGUCGUAUGACUCGUCAGCACAGGAAGCAACCAGUGUCGCCGGUCUGUCAGACGAAAAGGCUGAACAGGUCGAUCACUCAACCCCGGCAGAUGCGCCUCUACCGUCCACGAUCGAGACCACUGACCAACAAGAAGCAGCCUCAAAGGAAGCGCCAGCCCCGCAGGCUACUGCACUGGCUGUGAACACCGCAGGAGAGCUUGCAGAUCCUGCCCUUAAGUCAGGUGGAGACGAAAAGUCAACACCGUCGAGUAUUCAAGUGUCGGGCGAGGGCGAGGGCGAGAACGGUGACCUGUCCAAGGAGAUUACUGCGAGCAGUGGUCAGGAUUCUGGUCCUGAAUUGGAGAAGGAACAAGCAGAGCCAAACACGGAUGACGUUUCGGUUAGUAGACAAACCACUGUGAGUGCAAAGGAUGUGGGUUUACCACUCGAAAAGGUUCCAUCACAUGAAGGGGAGGAUCCUCGUGCCACCAAGCUACCCGAGGGUGAGCCAGGCCAGGCAAGCGCAGAGGAAGUAUAG